AUGGCCGAUGCCGCCGAUGAGAGCGACAGCUCCAGCUCCAGCAGCUCCAGCUCUAGCUCUGAUUCAAGCAGCGACGACAGCGAUAGCGAAGAUGAGAAGCCUGCGCCCAAGAAGGGACUGAAGCGUAAGGCUCCCGAGUCGGACAGCAGCAGCUCUGAUAGCAGCAGCGAGAGCGACUCCUCUAGCUCAGACGAUUCCAGCUCCGAAGACGAGCGUCCCCAGGCUAAGAAGCAGAAGACGAAGGCUUCUAGCAGCAGCAGCUCCUCUUCUUCGUCUUCCGAUUCUGAUUCCUCGUCCUCCAGCUCGGACAGCAGCUCCAGCGAGGAGUCUUCUUCUGAUGAGUCCUCCGACUCGGACUCUUCUGACAGUGAUUCCGACUCAGACAGUGACUCCGACGCCUCCGAGGCUGCGAAGGUGCCCCUUCCUGAAUCUGACUCCGACUCCUCUUCCGACUCAGACUCGGAUGACGAGAAGAAGACGAAGAAGGAUGACACUGCUUCCAACUCUUCUGGCACCCUUGAGAAGACCUCUCCCGAAGUCAAGGAUGCUGCCGACCCUCCCCUGCCUCCUGACCCGGUCACCUUCCGCAACCAGAACAACCGUGGUAAGAAUGCCAACGGCAAGAAGGUCCCCAACAAGCCCUUCUCGCGCAUUCCUGACGAUGUUAAUGUCGACCCCCGCUUCGCCAGCAACGAGUAUGUGCCCAACGACUAUUCGCAGCGUGCCCACGAGGACCUUAUUGUCACCAAGGGCAAGGGCUUCACUAAGGAGAAGAACAAGAAGAAGCGCGGCAGCUACCGCGGCGGCUUGAUUGACAUCAGCAGCAAGAAGGGCAUCAAGUUUGACUUUUAA
Colletotrichum truncatum is the source of this 852-nucleotide messenger RNA. Its product is annotated as mms4 protein. Gene Ontology annotation, cellular component: nucleolus; nucleoplasm. Lineage: Eukaryota; Fungi; Ascomycota; Sordariomycetes; Glomerellales; Glomerellaceae. The record is from RefSeq and is a predicted model, not a curated record.